Macrosiphum euphorbiae (potato aphid) is the source of this 309-nucleotide messenger RNA. NCBI's taxonomy places the organism in Eukaryota, Metazoa, Arthropoda, Insecta, Hemiptera, Aphididae. The record is from the annotation of a GenBank genome assembly.
AUGGAAGGAUUUAAGAAGCAACUGAUCGCACAAUCGAACGUACGUUUCAUGUCGGUGGGCGAUUUGACCGUUGGCCGGGCAUACCCAAUAACGAAGAUGUGUAAUCAAGAAACGCAGUACGGGAGGACUGCGAAGUGCACCCUCGACGACGGUCAGGAUGGUAUCAUUGAAGUCUUCCUCCCACGAUCAAUAGUCGUCAGCGACGAACAAGAUGCAUUGUAUAAUAUAGAUGGGAAUCAGACGUUAAGUCUGGUGUUCAACGGACGACGGGCUAGAUCGUUUAACUUAACCUUUAAGUUAUAUGUAUAA